Molecule: messenger RNA, 714 nt
Organism: Dioscorea cayenensis subsp. rotundata (Guinea yam)
Lineage: Eukaryota; Viridiplantae; Streptophyta; Magnoliopsida; Dioscoreales; Dioscoreaceae
Product: probable prefoldin subunit 5
Exons: 3
Coding region: 22-498 (158 amino acids)
Biological process (GO): protein folding; regulation of DNA-templated transcription
Cellular component (GO): prefoldin complex; cytoplasm
Source: RefSeq, a predicted model, not a curated record
UUGCUUCUCUUGGUGUCUCUAAUGGCGUCGAAAGGAGCGGCAGCGAGCCCGGCGGCGCUGAGGGCCUCGUCGGAGAUGGAGAAGAUGAGCUUGGAACAGCUUAAAGCCAUCAAGGAGCAGACGGAUCUGGAGGUCAACCUCCUCCAGGACAGUCUCAACAACAUCCGCACCGCCGCCACUCGCCUCGAGCACGCCUCCACCGCUCUCAAUGACCUCUCUCUCCGUCCUCGGGGCAAACAGAUGCUUGUCCCCCUCACUGCCUCCCUCUACGUCCCUGGCACGCUUGAUGACUCCGAGAAGGUCCUCAUCGAUGUCGGCACUGGAUACUUCAUCGAGAAAACGAUGGAUGAAGGCAAGGAUUACUGUAAUAGGAAAAUCAGUUUGCUGAAAUCUAAUUUUGAUGAACUUGUCGAGGUAGCUUCGAAGAAGAAAAGUAUCGCCGACGAAGCUGGCCUUAUCCUACAAGCAAAACUGAGACAGGCAUCAACUACUUCAUGAUAGUAUUUAACUUUGGCACUUACCUUUGUGGUCUGUAAUGCCGGUUUCUGAAAACUAAUGCUUAUGUUGUGGUCUUGUUCACAAAUCGCUUCUUUGCAUCCCUUGUAACUUUUAUUCAUGACCAGCUUGUUUGAUGGAUCUAUAAUGGAAAACUGGGUUAUUUUUUGUAAGAAAUUUACCAUAGUGAAUCUAUUUAACUGGCAGGUUUUCUAAUAA